This is a messenger RNA of Salvelinus sp. IW2-2015, 1822 nucleotides long. It is a transcript of the gene ghsra, whose product is annotated as growth hormone secretagogue receptor a. Gene Ontology annotation, biological process: G protein-coupled receptor signaling pathway; hormone-mediated signaling pathway. Gene Ontology annotation, molecular function: growth hormone secretagogue receptor activity. Gene Ontology annotation, cellular component: plasma membrane. The record is from RefSeq and is a predicted model, not a curated record. Lineage: Eukaryota; Metazoa; Chordata; Actinopteri; Salmoniformes; Salmonidae.
AUGCGCUCCUGGCCCAACCGAACUGACUGUCUCUCUCCCGUUAACUGCAGCUGGGAGGAUAACUACUGGAACUACUACUUUAACGGGAGCUACCGGGGUCCCGUGCCCCCCGAAAACCUAUUCCCCAUCCCCGUUCUAAUGGGAAUCACCAUCACCUGUGCUCUCCUGUUCCUGGCGGGAGUGACCGGGAAUGUAAUGACUAUACUGGUCGUGUCUAAGUACAGAGACAUGAGAACAACCACUAACCUCUACUUAUGUAGCAUGGCUGUCUCAGACUUGUUGAUAUUCCUCUGUAUGCCCCCUGAUGUGUAUCGGUUAUGGAAGUACAGGCCAUGGAUAUUUGGAGAUACAUUCUGUAAACUGUUUCAGUUCGUUAGUGAGUGCUGUACUUAUUCAACAAUUUUGAAUAUAACCGCUCUGUCSGUGGAGCGGUACCUGGCCAUCUGCUUCCCACUUCGCGCCAAACGCCUGGUCACCAAGCGACGUGUCCGUGCGCUCAUCCUCUUUCUCUGGCUCGUGUCGCUGWUGAGCGCGGGACCUGUCUUCGUUCUGGUGGGAGUGGAGCACGAGACUCGCCCAGCGGCGGGAAACUCUGUGACUGCUGGUGGGGCRGAAGGACAGACAGAGAUAGACACUAGCGAGUGUAAACCCACYCAGUACGCGGUUGAGUCUGGGCUUCUAGCCGCCAUGGCGUUGGUUAGCUCUGUGUUUUUCUUCCUGCCGGUGUUUUGUUUGACUGUGGUGUACAGUUUGAUUGGACGAAGGUUGUGGAAGAGACGGAGAGAGAACAAUAUUGGAGCYAACGUAGCACACAGGGAMAAGAGCAACAGACAGACCGUCAAGAUGUUAGUCGUUGGGUCUUUGCCUUCCGUCCUGUGCUGGCUGCCUUUCCACUUGCAUCGUUACCUUAUGUCCCAUUCCUCCGAGGGCUCCUCUCCUCUCUGGUCUCUCUUCACCCAAUACUGCUCCCUUGUUUCCACUGUCCUCUUCUAUCUCUCGGCUGCCAUCAACCCUGUCCUCUAUAACACCAUGUCUAGGAAGUACCGRUCAGCUGCUGCCCAACUGUUUGGUCUACAGGAGACUCAACCACCCAGAGGGAGAACAGCAAGCACUGUCAAAGGAGAGAGUUCACCUGCCUGGACAGAGUCCACUGUUAGCCUGUGACUGUAUCCAAUUUGCAGGGUGAAUGGGCGCUAGAUAUAUACUUCUCUGAUUUUGAUAUGUAGUUGUUGUGAUCAACCUCUUCUUGUGUGUUUCUCAUCAGUGACCACUGCUUUCCCUGGUUGAUCAAACUCAAACAGGCACCAUUAUGGACCAUCAGGAUUAUUUGGUCUUUAUCCAAGAGAGCACCGGCUUACGCAUAACAUCCAUGGACGUUGAUUAUUGAUUGAAAUUUGAUCAGUCCGCCCUGGCCUUGUGUUGAACAUAUUAAUUAUAUUAGCCUCAAGGACUCUGAACGAGACUGUUGCUUUGAUGUCACAACUCGCCCGGCAAAGACAGACAAAGGCGUUUGAGAAGAUGUUUUAUAAAAUAUUUAUAAGGCGUUUCUGUCACCCAAAAAGAAGCACACCAUUAGCAACACAAACUAUUAAACAGCUCUUGAAACGGACACAUAUGCAUUUUCUACAAAUCACACAUGCAACACACACGCGCACACACACACAAACCAAAAGAGUUAUUACACUUGCCUUAAUAAUUAAUAUGUGAACUGUAUUCUGGAUGACAAAGAAAAGCACUGUAGACCGUGAUGCACUUCUCUGUACCCUGAGAGAGAGGGACUGAAGUGCUGUGUGUGUGUUUGUUUAUGUUGAGUGACUGGGUG